Bactrocera dorsalis (oriental fruit fly) is the source of this 351-nucleotide messenger RNA. RefSeq lists its product as uncharacterized. The transcript has a single exon. Bases 1 to 351 code for a protein of 116 amino acids. The record is from RefSeq and is a predicted model, not a curated record. NCBI's taxonomy places the organism in Eukaryota, Metazoa, Arthropoda, Insecta, Diptera, Tephritidae.
AUGGCAGGCGGUGGCGGCUGGCAAGGAGGCGGUGGUAGAGGCGGCGGCGGUGGAUAUGGUGGCGGCAGCAAAGGCGGAUAUGGCGGUGGUGGUGGCGGUUACAGUGGUGGUGGUGGCAAGGGACGCGGCGGCGGCGGAGGCAGCUAUGGUGGAAGCAGUGGUUAUGGCGGCAAAGGAGGUGGCGGUGGCGGUUGGCAAUCAGGUGGUGGUGGCGGCGGCGGUAAAGGCGGCUAUGGUGGUGGUAGUUCUGGUGGUUAUGGCGGCGGUAAAGGAGGUGGUGGCGGUGGUGGCUAUGGUGGUGGUGGUCAUGGUGGCGGCGGUGGUUAUGGUGGUGGUGGCGGUAAAUGGUAA